This is a messenger RNA of Parastagonospora nodorum SN15, 171 nucleotides long. RefSeq lists its product as hypothetical. NCBI's taxonomy places the organism in Eukaryota, Fungi, Ascomycota, Dothideomycetes, Pleosporales, Phaeosphaeriaceae. The coding region runs from base 1 to 171 and encodes 56 amino acids. The record is from RefSeq and is a predicted model, not a curated record. The transcript is spliced from 2 exons.
AUGUCGAUCUAUUCCAGGGCUCCGUCGAGGCAAGCGCAUCAGGGCAACUUGUCUACACUGCAGCCUGUAAUUGCUCAGGUGGUGGAGGACACCGUUGGCUUUCGCUAUGCACAUUUACCGUCACCUUCGUCAGCUUUCGGACAGACUCAGGACCGUCCUCACCGGAAGUGA